Molecule: messenger RNA, 1974 nt
Organism: Aspergillus mulundensis
Lineage: Eukaryota; Fungi; Ascomycota; Eurotiomycetes; Eurotiales; Aspergillaceae
Product: shugoshin family protein
Exons: 4
Coding region: 1-1974 (657 amino acids)
Biological process (GO): meiotic chromosome segregation
Cellular component (GO): nucleus; chromosome, centromeric region
Source: RefSeq, a predicted model, not a curated record
AUGGCUCGUCUGAAUGAGUCGACCGCUUCGUCUGAGCCAAUUGAAAUCUUAAAAAGACGAUUCGUGCGUCAAAAUCGCGAGAUUGCUCGAGUAAAUUCAAUCCAGUCGCUCCGGAUUCGAAGCCUUGAGUCUGAAGUUUCUCAUCUUCUUUCCGAAAACGUGUCACUUAGGGAGCAGAUCAUAACCCUGACGCAGGACUUGGAGCGAUAUGAGGCUGCACGAACACUCCACGACGGCGUCUAUGAUGUCAAAGCAAGGCUCGACAGCAAGCUGGUGGAAUUGAGCAGCCUGAUAACCGAAUUGGGUAGCUUACCACGUCAUUACUCUAGAUCAACUCGCGAAAGGGCCGAAUCUGCUCGAGAGAGACAACCAAAGGAAAUAGGUUCUACCGGAAAAGUCAACGAGGGGGGCCUUGAGCCCAAUUUGGGUUGUGACAUGGACGGGCGACUGCCUGUUAUACUAGAAGAUAAAUUCUAUCCCAGGCAUACACUAAGUGCGCAAGAAUUACAAGAGUUCCCCGGUAGCGACACAGGUACCCCAAUCUCUCGCGAUUUAGAAGAUCCUUCCGAGUUCCCAGAUAAGUUUGCCGAGUGUGACGACGCGCCAAUAGGCACAGCCGCCGGGCUUAUGAGCACGAACACAAUCGUGGACUACACAGACGAGCAUUCCCUGCCCCCCAACCUUGAAACCAGAAGGAAGAAGAAAAUAUGCACGACAGAAAUCGAUAACGACCAGGCUGAUUCGAGAUCCACGUCUCUGCUCAACUCGAAACUCACGCGAAAAUGUGGAGGAAAACGCAAAUUCUCAGCCGAAGACGAAGAGAGCCUUUUGAGAACAGCCCCUGCUGAAGAUGACGGCUUUCAAUUCAGCCGUCCGGCCCUGUCUCCGAGACUGUCUUCGCAUCACGAGCAUGCUCUAGUUGACGUUGACAGUGAUGAUCUCAGUCAUGAGGUCCAGUCACCCAGGCCAUCGCAAACUGACCACUGCCCAAACAGAAAGAAGGUCCAAACUAGCAAUAACACCAUAAGCCAAGUACAGUCGAAGCGGAAAGUCCUCGAACCAAAGAGUACAAAUGUCAACGUACAUUCCCCUAUGACGUCAACUAUCUCAAAGGUUUAUAGUCAGAACGACCAGGGGCCAAUGGAGAGGAAUCAAAAGUCUCUACCCAAGCAGAGAAAAAUUGAUGUGAAUCGCAACAAGAACACAACACCAGGGAAUCUUAGCAUGGCCUCCCCCAUCAUCGGCAACGCUAAGGUCAAAGGUGGUAACAGAGAAGAGAAGGAUGUGAAGGUAAAAUCAGAAGUUCCAUCGCUUCACGCUACGGAGCACUCCGAAACCGCGGCAACGACAGACAUGUCUAAUUCCCGGCCGUCGAGGCGACGGGGUGCGGUGGUCAGUUAUGCCGAACCAAACCUGAGAGACAAGAUGAGACGAUCGACAAACGAGUUAGGCCCGGCCGUAAGUGGCGAUAAAUCAAGAAAAUCUUCUUCACACCCAGAUCUCGACCCAGAGCCACAAGAUCGAAAGAACAGGCACAACUCUACCAAACAGGCUCGAAACUCAAGUACCGCAAACUGGGAGCACGACCUGAUCGGCAACGAAGCCGUUGCUGGGCACCCACAUCGACCGGAAACUACUCACGGCCAUGACCAAUCGUCUUCUUCCAAUGGACCAGGUAUCCCAACAAGUGAAACUCAGGCAGUCGUGCUUACAGGCAGAAAGUCCAGACGGCAUUCUUCGAACCCCAAGGCUCCUGGACACGACACCCCAACGAAUAUUAUGCCGAGUACCCUGAGUGUGGAAAACGUAUGUAGCGAAUUGGUUGCAGCUUAUGCAGGUAGCUCGAUGAAUGAGGUUCCUGUAGCCGAUGAGCUCCACGUCAGGGAUUCCCAGGAGUUCGUGGAGGCAAUUGGAUCCAUGCAAAUGACAAGGGGGCAGCGAGUUGCUGCCAGGCGAAAAAGCAUGAUGUUAUAA